UGACGGCGGAAGGAGACACACCGCACCCUCGACUUUACAAUUUAUGAUGCUCUAAUUUCUACCAGGACUCGUCUAGGACAUCGGGGACACCGCGAGCCAGAAAAUGAACAUCAUGAGGAAAUGGUGGGGGUCCGGUGGACGAGUGGGGGGCAUGGAAGGGGGGGACACGGCCAACUCGCAGGCAGCACAGCAGCACCUGGCGCUCGGCCUCAUGCACCUCAAGAAGCUCUUCAGCGAGUACUCGUACCCACCGCACCCUCUCUCUGAGCCCGAGAAGGAGGAUAAGCUCUACAACAUGCUGCCCCUCUUCUGCAAGGUUUUUGGCUCAAGUCCAACCUCAGAUCUACAGGAGAAAUUUGGAGACGUGUUGCUCUUCACACAACAUGUCAGCAAGUUGAUGGUGACGGAAAUCAGACGGCGUGCCUCCAACCAGUCAACGGAAGCAGCCUCUUGCGCCAUUGUGAGGUUCUUGGAGAUAGAGAGCUGUGAGGAGAGCAGCAACGGCUGGAUGCUGCUGUCCACGCUGAAUCUUCUGGCCGCCGGUGCACCUCAGCUGAUUGAGGUUAUGACAGCUGCUUCCCUUCCGUCAACGCUUGUGAAAUGCCUCUAUCUCUUCUUUGAUCUUCCUGAGUAUGAGAGCCCAACAACCAAUGUGGCAGAUCAGGCGGACAAUAAUGCAACAGAUUUUUCUGUCAGUGAGAGAAGGAUCUUGUUGCAGAAGGUCUUUGUACAGCUUUUGGUUCGUCUGUGCUCCCACGCUGCCCCAGCAGAGGAACUGGCCAGGAAGGAUGACCUAACGCUUCUCUUCUCAGCCAUCACAUCUUGGUGUCCACAGCAUAAUGCUCUCUGGAGGAAGAGUGCAGCGGAAGUGCUCAUGACGCUCUCUAGACAUGGCCUCUCACAACCUGUCGUCAGUUAUAUUCAUAACAAAGGAUGUGUAGCUCUCUGUGUGGAGAACAUGGAGCGAGGACAGGAUCUCUCUCCUCUAGAGAUUGUGGAGAUGUUUGUCACGGUCUUCUGCUUUUUGAAAGACUCUUCUGAAGUGUCACAGAUUCUCCUGGAUGACUUCAGAUCCUCGCAGGGCUAUGCCUUCCUGGCAGAGUUCCUUCUAAGACUGGAGGCAGACACAUCGGAUGAGAGCCGAGAAGCCCUACGGAAUCUUGUCCUGCUUGUGUCGUCACUUUCAUAUUGUGGUUACAUUGAGCUCAAACCAUCAACUGCGUCAAUUGGCUCUCUCUUCCACAUGCCAGGCUUUAGUCUGCCUGUACCCUCAGGGAGAGGUGCAAGUGUCAGGAACGUGCAAGCCUUCAACGUCCUUCAGUCAGUAUUUCUGCGUGGCACAACCUCUCAUCUCUGCUCAGUGGUCUUGGAUGCCAUCUCUGCUGUGUAUCACUCGGACUCUGCAAACUACUUCAUUCUUGAGCCCCAGCAUACCCUCUCCACUUUUGCUGAGAAGAUCCACACUAAGCCCAAAGAAAUACAGGAGAAAUACUUCCAGCUGCUAGAAUUUGUGGUGUUCCAGCUGAACUUUGUGCCAUGCAAGGAGCUGAUCUCACUAUCCAUUUUGCUGAAGGCCCAACACACACUUUCCUGUUCUAUCACCUGCAUGGCCACACUCCUCACUAUUCUCAAGCAUAAUUCUGUUUUCAAAGACGUGUACCGUGAAGUAGGAAUGCUGGAAGUGUUUGUGACUUGUCUCACGCGUUAUCAUGAACUGCUCAAGGGAAGAACAGAGGUGGAUGAGGAGAAGAAAGCAGAAGGAUUGACUCCAGAGGAACGUCUAGGAUUCCUAGUGAUGGAAGCACUCACACACCUCUUGGCGUCCAACAGUCAGAACGCUGCAGUUUUCAGGGAGUCGGGUGGCGCCAAGUGUGCAGUGGCACUAGUUCCCCACCUUGAAUGUCGUCACCAAGCACUGGGUGUCAUGCAACAGCUGAUCCUCGCUAGUGGCAGUGAUGACGACAUGGGCUCAUUACUAGGCCUCCUGCACUCUGCUGCUCCGACAGAACUCCAGCUAAAGACUGAUAUUCUCAAGUCGCUUCUAGUCUGCCUUAAAGAAUCUCACCGCACGAGAACUGUAUUCCGUAAAGUCGGGGGAUUUGUCUAUGUUAUGAGUGCCCUUGUAAGUUUGGAAGGAAGUCUAGGAGACAUCACACCUCCUGCCUGGAAUGGAGUGCCCUCAAGACAGAUCCUCACACUCUUGUUAAAUGUGUUCAACACACUCACCACCGCCAUGAGAUAUGAACCGGCCAAUGCGAAAUUUUUUCAUCAGGAGAUUUGUUACACCAGUUUCUGCGACACCCUGCGCCUGCUGGGUUGCUUCAUGACCGAGACGACAUUGCAAGACAGCAAGGAAGGGUUGACAGAGGACCAGCCUUCAGAAGCUGUGGUUGCCAAAGACUGCUCCUCAGAUGGGGUUGAUCUGACCACCUUCCACACCAUCUUCACCACGCCCAUACUGGAGUAUAUGCCACCUCCUGAGAUUCCCGUAUCCCUGGUACGUGUGGUGCAAAUCUUACAGUUGAUGUACCACAUGGCACUGGAUGCCUUUGACAAGCCCUCUGUCCCAACCUUCACACCUCCUGUCACAUCAACAUCUGGGGGUGAUAACAAGGUGACAGACAUAUCCCCGAGUAAUAAGCGACCUGUUGGAGGACUCAACCUCGGCCCCACUCCAGCUGAGCCAGUCAUCGUGCAUGCUGGAGUGCUCACCGCCUUACUACGUCUCCUGCCCUCCAUACAGCACCCAUCACAUCCCAGGCUAGCAUGCAUGCUUCAGCUCUACACUGCACAUCUUAUCAAACCCUCUGUCCCAACCUUCACACCUUCCUGUCACAUCAACAUCUGGGGGGAUAACAAGGUGACAGACAUAUCCCCGAGUAAUAAGCGACCUGUUGGAGGACUCAACCUCGGCCCCACUCCAGCUGAGCCAGUCAUCGUGCAUGCUGGAGUGCUCACCGCCUUACUACGUCUCCUGCCCUCCAUACAGCACCCAUCACAUCCCAGGCUAGCAUGCAUGCUUCAGCUCUACACUGCACAUCUUAUCAAAUCCUUAGUCCGCACAGAACGAAACCAGCAACUGAUGUGUGAAGCUGGUUUGACGGGUGACCUCUUAGGCAAAUGUUCAGUGGCUCUUGUCAGUGAGAAGCAUUCCUUACAUUCACCACUGCAGUACAUCUUUGAACGGCUUGCUGCCCAGGCCAUACACCCAAGAGACUUGAGGAUCUUCUUAAGACUAGGUAAUCCUCUGAACUGCCAGAACUUGGAUGAAAUAGACAUUAGCAGGGGGCAGUCACCAAGCAAUGGCCCUGUUCCUCUUACACGGAUAAAAACAAUUGUGUCGAUGACAACACCCAGGGACUUUAGAGUAGGAACAUUGGUGUAUCCUUCCUUUGUGGAGUUUGACAUGAGUGCAGAAGGCUUUGGCUGUCUGUUCCUUCCCUCCAUUGCACCACAGAGUGCUGGAGGCGGAUCGGUGGUUGGGUCGGCCCUCUCUUCCACAGAGCCCAAUGUCAUCGGGGGCAUUGGAACAGGGGAUCGAAUCUUCCCACCUCAGACUGGCCUCACAUACAGCACCUGGGUGUGUGUUGAGAAAUACAGUGACCCCCGGACAGAUCCACACUGUGUGCGGGUGCUAACUCUUGCCCGACAUGUCCCAGGCCGCGACCACCACUUGGUGUGCCUGUCAAUUGUCAUUUCAGCGAGAGACAAAGCUCUGAUUGUGUCCACACAUGAGACUAAUUUGCCACAGCCUGGACAAGCUGUCAAAGAAUGGGAGCCAGAGAUGGUAGGUGACUUUGGCUGCCGAGUGUGGUGCCCAGACUUGUUGACAGAAGGUCAGUGGCACCACCUGGCUGUCUCUCUGAGCCGCUCUGUGCUCAAGAACUCCUCCCUUUGCAUCUACAUUGAUGGGCAACUGGUGACACAGAAGAAACUGCACUACAUCCUACAGAACCCAGGGGGAGGAGCAGCCAAUCUCACUAUUGCCUCUUCAGUGUAUGCAUAUAUUGGCACACCACCAGCUUACAGGCGGCACUCCAAGUUGGUUUGGAAGCAGGGUACAUGUCAUUUGGUGGAGGACGUUCUUCAGCCACAGAUGGUAAUGCACCUCCAUCAUUAG
Penaeus indicus is the source of this 4120-nucleotide messenger RNA. Its product is annotated as WD repeat and FYVE domain-containing protein 3-like. The transcript has 25 exons. The coding region runs from base 104 to 4120 and encodes 1338 amino acids. Lineage: Eukaryota; Metazoa; Arthropoda; Malacostraca; Decapoda; Penaeidae. The record is from RefSeq and is a predicted model, not a curated record.